AUGGUAGCAUCGGCGUCUCGUUUCAGUUCAGCCGAGCUUCCGUACUUGCGUUCGUUUACAAAGCCACAGAACAAUCUGCACGUAAACAGGGGUGAGAAACCUUACGUUGGGAGGAACUCCUUGUCUCAGUUGGAUGAUGCGGCGGGUAGUUUUGUGCUUGGAGACGAAGGACUCACUCAGUCGCAGAGUAGUGACAACGAUGAGUCUGAUGAGGCACCUGAAACCCCGGCAAAUGACUACGAGGAUAACUUGACUCCAGACCUAUAUGGAGAGCGAGGCCCCUUUGAGGAGGUGUAUGAAUUAUUGAGGAAGACCACGGUGGAAAUGCACCCCUUCCUUGACAUGAAUGAGCAGCGUUUACUGGUCGAAAAUGAACGGAUGCAAAAACACUAUGAGUUAUUUAUUUCCAUGGGACAAAAACAUACACGGCCUCUCAACGAGUUGAGCAUCUUCAGUCGGUGUCUUCUCAACGAGGCUCAUCGAGUUCACAUUUCCCUUGUACGUCGUUACAAUAAAACCUGCCAGGAAAAGUCACUUCCACUAAAGAAUGAACAGGAGAUCAAUCAUCAAUGGCAAUGUAUUAAAUUAGCGGUGGAGCAGGAUCUCUACAUGGAAGGCUUUGCAGCGGUUCAACGUCGGCUGUCGUGUAUGUGCAUAUUUAAUCCCAGCACAGAUGAACGUCCAUAUGGUGACAAUGAACAUGUUCGGCAUCAGCGACUGCUUCGUCAGGAGUGCGUCCUCAGCCGUCUCAUGGCGCAAGCAAGGGAGGGAGGAAGCAUGCUUUUUCUUGACUUGCACAAGCAGUAA
This is a messenger RNA of Trypanosoma rangeli, 807 nucleotides long. RefSeq lists its product as uncharacterized. Lineage: Eukaryota; Euglenozoa; Kinetoplastea; Trypanosomatida; Trypanosomatidae. The transcript has a single exon. The record is from RefSeq and is a predicted model, not a curated record. The coding region runs from base 1 to 807 and encodes 268 amino acids.